Messenger RNA from Struthio camelus australis, 2168 nucleotides. The record is from RefSeq and is a predicted model, not a curated record. NCBI's taxonomy places the organism in Eukaryota, Metazoa, Chordata, Aves, Struthioniformes, Struthionidae.
AUGUCCCUGCUAGGAACACAGCAGCUAGAUACCCCGUGUCUCUGCAUGGCUCUUGGCUGGCUGGUGGACUUGCCCUGUGGAGGAAACUACUUUGCAAGUCACUUCUUUAUGGGAGGCGAGAAGUUUGACACCCCUCACCCUGAGGGCUACCUUUUUGGGGAGAACAUGGAUCUAAACUUCCUUGGGAAUAGACCCGUUCAGUUUCCCUAUGUAACUCCAGCUCCACAUGAGCCUGUGAAGACACUGAGAAGUUUGGUGAAUAUCCGCAAAGACUCUCUCCGUCUUGUGAGGUAUAAAGAUGAUGUUGACAGCCCUACUGAGGAGAAUGGGAAGCAGAAAGUCUUGUACAGCCUGGAAUUCACGUUUGAUGCGGAUGCCCGUGUUGCCAUCACAAUCUACUGCCAAGCUACGGAGGAGUUUGUUGGUGGCAUGGCAGUAUACAGCACAAAGAAUCCCUCUCUACAGUCGGAGACGGUUCAUUACAAGAGAGGGGUAAGCCAGCAAUUCUCCCUGCCUUCCUUCAAGAUUGAUUUCUCAGACUGGAAGGAUGAUGAGCUGAACUUCGACUUGGACCGUGGUGUGUUCCCGGUGGUCAUCCGAGCAGUGGUCGACGAAGGGGACGUGGUGGUUGAGGUGACGGGUCAUGCCCAUGUUCUUCUGGCUGCAUUUGAAAAGCACGUUGAUGGCAGUUUCUCUGUGAAGCCCUUAAAGCAGAAGCAGAUCGUUGACCGGGUGAGCUAUCUGCUUCAGGAGAUUUACGGCAUCGAGAACAAAAACAACCAAGAGACCAAGCCUUCGGAUGACGAGAACAGCGACAACAGCAAUGAGUGUGUGGUUUGCCUCUCGGACCUCCGCGACACCCUCAUUCUGCCCUGCAGACACCUCUGUCUGUGCAACUCCUGUGCGGACACCCUGCGCUACCAGGCCAACAACUGCCCCAUCUGCAGGCUGCCCUUCCGCGCCCUGCUGCAGAUCCGAGCUGUGAGGAAAAAGCCCGGGGCUCUGUCGCCGGUGUCGUUCAGCCCUGUCUUGGCACAGACUGUUGACCAUGAUGAGCACUCUUGUCCCUUUAAGCCCACUAAAGCGAACACUGUCUCCCUGCCCAGCAGGAAACCUAGAAGGGAAACAAGCUCUGACAACAUCCCUCCAGGGUACGAGCCCAUUUCCUUGCUGGAAGCUCUGAACGGCCUUCGCUCUGUUUCCCCCUCCAUCCCGUCAGCUCCUCUGUAUGAAGAGAUCAACUACUCUGGCGUGGUGGAUGGGAUGCCCCCUGCAAGCCGGCCGCUUGUUGGGAUGGACAGAGCCGUGGAGAGCAGCCACCAAAAGGGCAAGCGGAGCAAGUCUCCAGAUAGCACACUACGGUCUCCCUCAUCGCCCAUCCACGAGGAGGAUGAAGAGAAGCUCUCCGAGGACUCCGACUCGCAGCCCGUGCUGAGCGGGGGUGAGCUGGUCCUGAGGGAGACCAGCUCUCCAGAGAGCAUGGCAGGGGAAGAGAUCGAGGAGGCCUCGUCCCUGCAGCAAGGUAGCCGUCCUCCCUCUGUCGAAGACGUCCUGCAGGACGGCAGCUGCAGCGAGCACAGGAGCUUGACGCAGUCGGAGAGCGACCCGCCGGUGGACGUCUACCUGCCAGCACUGGGUCCCGAUUCCUGCUCUAUUGGUAUAGAGGAGUAAGCUGGUACGUCUUCUUGUUCUUCUUACGCGUUGCUGUUGCGUGGGGCAGCAGGAGCCUUCCUGGGAGGGCAGGCUGGCUGAGAGCCGCCGUGCCAGCCUGCCCUGCUCCCUCCUGGGCCUCAUCCUGGCCAGCAGGGCAGCAAAGCAGCCUCUGUCCUGGCUCCUCUUUACAAACCUGCCCGAGCAUCCCAUCUGCCACGCAGUCCGGUCCCGUCCCGCUCUGUCUCACUGAGCCAGGUCCCUGCCACACAGGGCCACAUUUCCCCGUCAUGUCACCAGCAUCCUGGUGUGCUGCAGGGCUCCCUGCUGUCCCUGAGCACCAGGACCCCGGGCAGCAGAGAGCCCUAGCUCUGACGCCAGCUCCACGUCGGACCUGCACGUUCACGGUGCGCAGGAGCCCAUCAGGCCUGGCACCUGCAGGCCUCUCCCAGGCCGAUGGGGAGACCGCGCGUCCUCUCCGUCUCCCGCUUCCUCCCCCGACCCUUGCUACACCCGCG